Rotaria sp. Silwood1 is the source of this 1434-nucleotide messenger RNA. The record is from the annotation of a GenBank genome assembly. NCBI's taxonomy places the organism in Eukaryota, Metazoa, Rotifera, Eurotatoria, Philodinida, Philodinidae.
AUGAUGGAAUCAAAUUCAACAAUUGUUCAAAUGAAUAAUGAUGAGAAAAUUUAUUACGAGAAAGUGGAUGAAUAUAUUAAUUCAUUAGAUAAAAAGUUUCGUGAAAAAUGUGUUAUCAAACAACAAGGUUACGAUGAUAUCCUGAAAUGCUUACUAUUACCAAAAGCUGGUAUUGAUAUUGUUGCUUGUAUUAAAUCAAAAAAACCAAUUUGUGUUUAUGAAGCAUUUUAUAAUGUUAUAAAUGAGGCGCACGCUGCUGUCUCACAUGGUGGUCGUGAAAAGACUUAUUUUGAAUCAAAUUCGCAAUAUUCGUGGAUUCCUCGAUUUUGUGUUGAAAUAUUCUUAAAACAAUGUCUACCAUUUGCAACAAAAUUACGUGAUUUAUUUUUUACUUUUGGACCACCACGAAUACUUCAUAGUGAUAAUGGCCGUGAAUUUAUUUCGAAUGUUAUUACAGAAUUAAAAAAUCUAUUUCCAGAUUUAGUUUUUAUUCGAGGAAGACCAAGACAUCCACAAAGUGAAGGAUGCAUCGAAAGAGCAAAUGGAAUUUUAUGUGAGGCUCUCGGCGAAUGGAUGUGCACUAAUGAUUCUACAAGUUGGUCUUUUGCUCUAGCAUCAGUUAUUUAUGGUCUUAAUACAAGAAUGUCUUCUGUAACUAAAGCAACACCAUAUGAAGUGAUGUUUGGACAACAACCUCGCUCUGAUUCUGAUUUUUGGAAGUUAAUUCAACAGAACGGUGUCGAAGAUGAAGAAAACUUACCAACUCCAGUUGCUGAAUUAAAUAAUGAAUUAAAUGAUGAAUUAAAUGAUGAAUUAAAUGAUGAUUUAAAUGAUGAUCAAGGUGAUAGUUUAAUUCAUUUCGACAAAGGUAUUGAUGCUGACGUAGUUGAUCUUGACAAAUUAUCUAAUGAUGCUGUUUCUUGUUCAUUAUCUAACACACCAUCAACACCUAGAUCGUCAUCAAUUACCGAAAAAACACCAAAAAAACAUGAUUUGGUUCGUAAAAUCGCGACAGAUAAUUAUUUAACAACUGCUAAUAAAAAAAUGAAAUUAUAUCGAGAUAGUUUAAAUCUUAUUGCUAAUAAUUUUAAUAUAAAUGAUUGUGUUGGUAUUGCAAUUCAUACGGUUUAUAGAACAAAUACCGAUCCAAAAUAUUUACGAUGUUUAAUUAUUGAAAAAAACGAAAAAAAUAAUAUUUCUUUAUAUAAAUUAAUUUGUCAAUAUGGUAUUUUACAAAACACAUUUGAAGCCGGACAAUUUAUGAAUUUAAAAGAUGCUUGUCCCAAUGAAUUGAAACAAAUUUAUGUUAGUACUUUAAAGCCAAUCACCAUCAUUGAAGCUUCAAAACUUUAUUCUCGUGGUUCUACAACUGGCCGAACUUGUAAUUGUCAGGGCAAAUGUGCAACAAAAUCAUGUCCAUUAGUAUUUUCUUAA